UAAAAGAAACUCCACAACCUCACGCCUUUACACUAUAGUACAAAAGCCUCAAAAUUCUCAAGCCCUUCAUUUCAUUCUUGUUUUUCACACCCUUCUUCCUCUUGAAAUGGCUCAGAAGGUUGUGUUAAAGGUUUUGACUAUGACUGAUGACAAAACAAAACAGAAAGCUAUUGAAGCAGCUGCAGAUAUCUAUGGGGUUGAUUCAAUUGUUGCAGAUAUGAAGGAUCAAAAGUUGACAGUGAUUGGUCAAAUGGACACAGUGAAAAUUGUGAAGAAGCUGAAGAAAGUUGGGAAGGUAGAUAUAGUAUCAGUUGGACCUGCCAAGGAAGAGAAGAAAGAAGAAAAGAAAGAAGAAAAAAAGGAAGAGAAGAAAGAAGAGAAAAAGCCAGAGAAGAAAGAGGAAAAGAAAGAGGAGAAAAAAUAAAGAGAAUGCUUAUCACUGGUUUUUUCAAAUUCUUCCCCUUUUUUUUUUUCUCUGUGUUUUGCAUAUUUUCCUAUUUAUAUUGAGAAGUUACUGUAAGCUGCAAAAAUUGUCCAUAGAUCGAAUCUGUUGCUCACAAUCUUUUUUAAGCAUGGAUCAAUUUCAAUUGCCAUGAUGGAAAUGAGUUAUAAAAGAAUAUCCAAAAAAAAAACUAACCAUUGGAUAGAGAAACUAUGGUAAUUGGUAUGCUUUAAAUUUUUUAUUUUAUAGUAAUAUCGUUUGUCCAAAUGAUUUUAAUCUUCUCUUUAUUGAUUCCAAUAUUUUUUUUUUCAUCUUUUGUUUUAUUAUGUGAAUGGAUCUUAUGACUGGUAAAAAUCGAUGCCUUUUGUUUGUGCUUGUGACUUGUUACAGAAUUUGGGGGUGUGUAAGAGAAUACCAAGAAACUUUUGGUGUCAUGAAAUUCCUCUUAUUCGUUUGUGGGUCAUUUUCUCCUAGUUCAAUGGCACCAAAGUCGAAAAGGUUAGCAGAUCCAUCCUUCCAAAUAAAAGAAUUUAUGUGCAGACGAAAAUGGUUUUCAAUUCAUUCUUGUGAGAGUGAAAGGAGAUGGCUCGGGCCCAAGAUUGUUAGACAAGUACAACAUUUAAGAGAAAAUUACUAUAUAUUAUCAUGGUAGCUCAGUUGGCGCCAGAAAAUUGAGCAGGUGAAUAUGAGAGCAUGUGUUCGAUUCUUCCUAAUACCAAGUCUUAAUUUUGGGACCCGCUCCAAAUCGAAUUAGUCGCGAAGCAAUGAAUCUAUUGAAAUAUCUCCAGAAAAAAAAAUACUAUAGAUAUGAAUUAUAUUGAUUUUUCUUUUUCUUUUUUUAAAAUUA
Molecule: messenger RNA, 1289 nt
Organism: Gastrolobium bilobum
Lineage: Eukaryota; Viridiplantae; Streptophyta; Magnoliopsida; Fabales; Fabaceae
Product: heavy metal-associated isoprenylated plant protein 39
Exons: 3
Coding region: 107-424 (105 amino acids)
Molecular function (GO): metal ion binding
Source: RefSeq, a predicted model, not a curated record